This is a messenger RNA of Hemiscyllium ocellatum (epaulette shark), 459 nucleotides long. Its product is annotated as microtubule-associated protein RP/EB family member 1-like. The coding region runs from base 1 to 459 and encodes 152 amino acids. Gene Ontology annotation, biological process: spindle assembly; regulation of microtubule polymerization or depolymerization; protein localization to microtubule plus-end. The record is from RefSeq and is a predicted model, not a curated record. Gene Ontology annotation, molecular function: microtubule plus-end binding. Lineage: Eukaryota; Metazoa; Chordata; Chondrichthyes; Orectolobiformes; Hemiscylliidae. The transcript has a single exon. Gene Ontology annotation, cellular component: cytoplasmic microtubule; microtubule plus-end; spindle midzone.
AUGGCAGUCAAUGUUUACUUCACAUCUUCGACCAGCGACAACCUGAGCCACCAUGACAUGUUGGCCUGGGUCAACAACUCUCUCAAGUUGAACUACACCAAAAUCGAGCAGCUGUGUUCGAGCGUGGCCUAUUGCCAGUUCAUGGACAUGCUGUUCCCCGGCUCCAUCACUCUGAAGAAAGUCAAGUUUAUGGCCAGGCUCGAGCACAAGUACAUCCAGAACUUCAAACUGCUGCAGGCGGCCUUCAAGAAGAUGCAGGUGGACAAGGUCAUCGCGGUGGACAAGCUGAUGAAGGGCAAGUUCCAGGACAACUUCGAGUUCCUACAGUGGUUCCGCCGCUUCUUCGACGCCAACUACGACGGUCGGCCGUACGAGGCGGUGGCCGCCCGCCAGGGCAGGAGGCGGGCUCGUCUGCCGGCGCCUCGGGCCUCCACUUCAACAAGCCCAAGAAGACGCUGA